Exophiala bonariae is the source of this 2796-nucleotide messenger RNA. RefSeq lists its product as uncharacterized. The coding region runs from base 1 to 2796 and encodes 931 amino acids. The record is from RefSeq and is a predicted model, not a curated record. The transcript has a single exon. NCBI's taxonomy places the organism in Eukaryota, Fungi, Ascomycota, Eurotiomycetes, Chaetothyriales, Herpotrichiellaceae. Gene Ontology annotation, cellular component: membrane. Gene Ontology annotation, molecular function: calcium ion binding.
AUGCCUCUCAAUGAACGCAAGACGCCCUCACUGGGAAGUCUGUUUACUCUCUUGAUCAAAGCUGCUUCGUGUGUGCCAUAUCUAUCGUUUCCAAUCAGUUUUCAGGUUCCACCUGUGGCAUAUGCUUCACUUCCAUUCGACUUUCAGUUUGCCGCCACAACUUUCACCUCGACUGGUCCUCAAGUCCUCUAUGGCUUGUCCAAUGGCCCAGAAUGGCUAAACCUCGACACUAUUGGUCGGCGUCUAUACGGAACUCCUCAUGCAGACGAUGUGGGAGCUACAACAUUUCAGCUGACUGCUUCAGAUGUUGCAGGAGCUACAACGACCAGCGUUGCCUUAGUCGUACUUGACUCCAUGGUCCUGACGCUACGGGAGCCCAUCACGGCAUACCUGGCUGAACCUAGGCCGGCUUCAUCAUCGCCUCAUUCGCUGUUCCUACGCCCGGCGCAGCCCUUUACAUUCAAGUUUGAUCGCAGCUUGUUUGGUGGUUCGAAUGCUGAUACCGAAUAUUACGCGAUCUCGGAAGACAAUUCUCCGCUCCCUUCAUGGCUACAAUUCGAUGUCACAGAGCUCCUGUUCUCAGGUGAUAGCCCUCCGUUGCGCUCGAAGACGGCGCCUGCACAAAGAUAUGGAUUUCGGCUGAUUGCAUCCAAUAUCGCGGGCUUCGCUGAGGCGAUUGCUAAGUUCGAUGUAAUCAUCGAUCUUCACAUCCUGGCCUUUACGAACCCUUCUUACACUAUCACGCUGACUGCGGGCGAGCCUUUGGACACUAUACCCCUUCGAGAUCUGUUGAUGCUGGACGAUCGGCCUAUCUCAGAUGAUGAAAUUGCGAGAGUUGUCAUAGACGGACCACCCUGGGUCGAAUUGAAUGCGAGUGAAAUGUCACUAAGUGGCUACCCCAAGUCACAAACCAAUACGAUCAUUACAAUUUCCGUGACAGAUGUGUUUCGGAACAGUGCUAAUGCAACAUGGUCGCUUGAUUUUGAGGAAUCGCCCAUUGUAUCUUUAGGUGUUGUUGCAGAUAUCGAGGUCUCGGCAGGACAGCAUCUUCAAUACACUUUUGAUAUCCCACCAAAAUUCUCGUCGAUGCAAAUAGACCUUGACCAUGAAGAUGGAUUGAGUUGGCUCAAGUAUAAUGCAACAAACAUGACCAUAUAUGGCGAUAUACCUUCAUCCUCACCAACCAACGUUUGGAAUGUCUCAAUCUCCUUCCAAAAUGCAACAGUAAGUGCCACAGGUGUUGUCAUCCUACGUGUGACAACGAGCAUUAGACCGACUACAACAACCUCAACAGUGGACGAGACAAAUACACCCAGUGGUCCGAGUACUUCUCUUGGAGCUACUAUAACAUCAAAGGUGACCCCAAAUCGGCAAGCUUCGGAUAGCGACUGGAACCCUGUCCUUCUCGCUGUCUGUUUGUCUGUUGUUGGAUUCAUCGUCGUGUGUUUGAUCUUUCUCCUUGUGUUGUACCGCCAUCAAAAAAGACGGAAGGAUAAGGACAAUACUGUAGACAACGCAACUCCUUCCCGACCGACAUCGCCAAAUGAAAACGGGACUAACGGGUUACAACCAUUAUCACUCUUAUCGCUCACGUCGACCAUUGAGCACCCGGAACCUGUGAGGAGUAACCUUCCCCUUAGACCACCGAGGAUUGAUCUUGCGUGGUCGAAUGAUUCUUUGCAAAAAGCAAAGUCAAGAAUAUCAGGCUCAAGAUCUUCUGAGCAGCAGAGAAUGUCUAGACUGUUUAACGUGGAUUCAAAUGCGGCAGGUCCGAAAGCUCCGCAAGCGUCAACGCAGGUAAGGAACGCGAGGAGUAGAGGAGGUAGUUCGCUGGGGGAAUGGCAGCCAUUUCCGUUGCAGGACAGUCUCCUGGCCUCUUCAAUGAAUCAGCCGAUCGCUUCCACCAGCCUGAGCUGCAUAAGAGGCGCAAGGAGAAGCUUGCAAAGCCCACCAAAACGCGGAUCGAUAGGACUUCCAGACAGGAGAAGUGGUGCAGGACAUGGUUCUGGUAUCAUAAGCGACACUGGGAUGGAACAUGAGUGGGGAGACCCAUUGACACCGUGUCCUGUGAAUGGAAAACAUCGCAGUACAGUGGCUCUUGAAUCAUUCCCUCUCCCACCUUCGGAGCCAGCAAGUGCUACAGCAAGAUCUAUUUCACCUUUCGGGGUACUCUUUGAGUCGAUUGAGGGAUCGUUGAGUUUUGAGGCAGAGCGUCAGAAGUGGCAUACAGAGCGUGCUAGAGCCCGCUUAGAAGGAGCAGCCCGGUUCUCAAAUCGGGGCUCUUCAAGGUUGAUUUCCGCCUCGCGAUACAACAAUCACGAGAAGAGCAAGCUGGGGAUCUCAACACUUUCGGGUGGGAGCGCUAUGGAGCACCACCAUGAAGUCCGCGAUCAACUAGAAUCCAGGGAGCAUUCAUGGUCAAAAUGGUCAGGAACUGGUCCAGCAGCUCAAGACCUAGAACUGAUGCGCAGUCCGCUUGGAAACACUGAAGCAAGCAUGAUUAAUAGAAAGAGAGGCGGUAGCACCGCAAGCAGCAGACAAUUUGACUCCGUCGCCUCCUCAGGCAGUUUAUGGGAAGAUGAAAGUCCUUCCAAAGCACCAGAAAUCACGGGCGCACGUUUGCCAUUCAGUCCGUUGACACAGUCACAAGAGAACAUGAGCGGAGGCGAUACGGAGGCUUCCUUGAGACAAGAGCGAGUGGCAGACAAGCGAAAGCCGGUGAAUGUGGAAAAUCGUGGGUUGAGAAGGGUUCAAAGCAGCCAACAGGGUAGUCUUAGUAGUCUACGGUAUGUUUGA